AUGUCGAGGCUCGCGGCCGCCGCCCUCCGCCGCGGCGUCACCGCAUCGAGGGAUCCCACCUCCUCUCUCUUGGUCGUGUCCCCGCAGGUGUCCGCUCGGCUCUUCUCCGCGGAUGCGUCCGGCGAAGCCGCCGCCACGGUCGCAGAGUCGCAGGACGACUCUUUCCUCAAAGCAUCCCGCGAAGGAUUGGCCUAUGGAAGGUUCUACAGCGUCAUUGGUGGAGGCAAUCGUCUUGAGAAGAACAUGUUGAAAACUGACAUUAUCCAUCACCUUGACAGAUGUGGAUUGUCAUUGGAUGAUGUGAAGAUUGAUUACAACAACAGAUAUGAUCCAUUGGCCGCUUUGUUGAGGUUUUCUUCAAAGGCAAUGUUUACCACCGCAAAUAGGCAAACAAGUCAGAAUCGGGUGUACAGGAUUGAUGAGAUAAGUCGUGAAGUAUGGGAUCUCAAAAAGCCCUUUGAUGGGAAAACUGUACUAUUGCAAGGAGUCCCACGAAAUGCCCUCCCAGAAGACAUAGAGCGUUUUUUGUGUGGCACGAACUUUGAACCUCCAUUUGAAAGCUUUAUAAGAGCUGGUGUCCCAGAGCCCAUAAGAAUGGUGCUGGUUAAAUUCCGCACAAAGACUGAUGCGAUGAAUGCCUUCAUUACCAAAAACAGGGGUUUCUGUCUGAACAAUCAAGUUAGCAUGCGUGUCCUUCAGUAA
Miscanthus lutarioriparius is the source of this 702-nucleotide messenger RNA. The record is from the annotation of a GenBank genome assembly. NCBI's taxonomy places the organism in Eukaryota, Viridiplantae, Streptophyta, Magnoliopsida, Poales, Poaceae.